UCUAGAAGUCCAGGGAAGGCCGCCUACGGUAGCCAGUCUGCUUUUCCUCCCCCUUCCCUGGCCGAUUCUCAGUUUCACUUCCGGUCCCUUAUUUCCGGUGCUUUCCCCCUCCCCCCUUUUUUUCCCUUCCGACAGAAAAAUCGGUGGUGCGGUCAGUUAGAAUCUUCAGUUCCCGUCGGGGUUGGCCUCCCCGGAGGCCGGGAAGUUCUCUGGCCACGCGGUCCGAGGGCGGCCCCCCUCACUUGCACCAUGGCCCGAAAUGCAGAAAAGGCCAUGACGGCCUUAGCAAGAUUUCGCCAAGCUCAAUUGGAAGAGGGAAAAGUGAAGGAACGAAGACCCUUCCUUGCCUCAGAAUGUACUGAAUUGCCCAAAGCUGAGAAGUGGAGACGACAGAUCAUUGGAGAGAUCUCUAAAAAAGUGGCUCAAAUUCAGAAUGCUGGUUUAGGUGAAUUCCGAAUUCGUGACCUGAAUGAUGAAAUUAACAAACUGCUAAGAGAGAAAGGACACUGGGAGGUCCGGAUAAAGGAGCUGGGUGGUCCUGAUUAUGUAAAAGUUGGCCCUAAAAUGCUGGAUCAUGAAGGCAAAGAAGUCCCAGGAAAUCGAGGUUACAAAUACUUUGGAGCAGCAAAAGAUUUGCCUGGUGUUAGAGAGCUAUUUGAAAAAGAACCUCUUCCUCCUCCAAGAAAGACACGUGCUGAGCUCAUGAAGGCAAUUGAUUUUGAAUACUACGGUUACCUAGAUGAAGAUGAUGGUGUUAUUGUGCCUUUGGAACAGGAAUAUGAAAAGAAAUUCAGAGCCCAAUUAGUGGAAAAGUGGAAAGCAGAGAGAGAGGCUCGGCUGGCAAGAGGAGAAAAGGAAGAGGAGGAGGAAGAGGAGGAAGAAAUCAACAUCUAUGCUGUCACUGAGGAGGAGUCUGAUGAGGAAGGCAACCAGGAGAAAGGAGGUGAAGACGAGCAGCAGAAGUUCAUCGCCCAUGUCCCUGUGCCAUCACAGCAAGAGAUCGAGGAGGCACUUGUGCGAAGGAAGAAGAUGGAACUCCUCCAGAAGUAUGCAAGUGAGACCCUGCAGGCCCAGAGCGAAGAGGCCAAAAGACUCAUGGGAUAUUAGGGCUGAGUGAGGGUGCUCCCUGGGGUCUGGAAACCUGUUGGGAGCUCUUCAGCCCCAGCUGGUCCUUGCAUUAACCUACAGGGCUCUGCUGCCCUGGGACUGCAGACUGGCAGGCUAGUGCGGCAAGGCUUCCUGCUACUUCUUACCAUUCAUUCUUUACCUUUUCUUACCUCAGCUAUUGGUCUCAGGGGAGGAGUCUGUCCCAUCCCUCCCUUGCAGGCUGCCUAUCAGUUUAGCUGUCACCUUUAUACAAAUGUUUUGCUACUGUAUGAACCCACUUAUUUUUAUAUUGAAUGUGUAAAACAGGCUGCUAACUGGCUGCCUAAAUAAGUGUUUUAUUUAACCUUUAACUGCCAUUUGGUGGGGAGGGUGAUCAUUUAGUGACCAGCAUUUAAAAAAUGAAGUUUUUCCUAACAAGACAUUAUUUGUAACUCCUCUUGAAAAAUGAAAUGUGUCAAUCCUGAGCCCACAUCCCAUGUGUCAGUAGCCAGCCAGAGCUGUACCUUUUGGGCCUGGCAUAGUUUUCUGUGGCCUGCUCAGCUUGCCUCAUUCCCCCCUGCCCAGGUGGCAGGAAAUUGAAUUUGCUAUUUCUGUUUUAUGACUGGUUCUGUAGAGAGCUAUUUUUUUUAUUAAAAUUUAUUUUUUUAAAUUAAAUUUAUUGGGGUGACAUUGGUUAAUAGAAUCAUAUAGGUUUCAGGUAUAGAUGCCUAUGAUACAAGAUCUAUAUGUUGCACUGCGUACCCACAAACCGAAGUCAAUCUUCCAUCACCAUAUAUUAGGCCACUUGAGAGCUAUUUUUAUUAAAGACUUUUAUAUGAAGGGGAAA
Messenger RNA from Eptesicus fuscus (big brown bat), 1933 nucleotides. It is a transcript of the gene ISY1, whose product is annotated as ISY1 splicing factor homolog. Bases 250 to 1107 code for a protein of 285 amino acids. The record is from RefSeq and is a predicted model, not a curated record. Gene Ontology annotation, cellular component: post-mRNA release spliceosomal complex; catalytic step 2 spliceosome; post-spliceosomal complex. Gene Ontology annotation, biological process: mRNA 3'-splice site recognition; generation of catalytic spliceosome for second transesterification step. The transcript is spliced from 11 exons. NCBI's taxonomy places the organism in Eukaryota, Metazoa, Chordata, Mammalia, Chiroptera, Vespertilionidae.